AUGAAACCCCUAAUCUAUCCCAUCUCAAACCCUAAUGGCUCGAUCGAGUUGAACUUGGCCGGUCGAGUUGAGGAACUCGACCGGUGGUCGAGUAGGUGGUCGAGCUGGUCUUCAAGGUGGCUUCCUCCUUCUUCCUUUGCGUGUCCAGUUGAGCUGCGUCCAUGCAUCAAGUCCUUCCUUGCUCCUCACGUCCCAUAUGCUCCAAAUGCUCCAAAAGACCUAUUUCAAAGGACCAAACAUGCAUAUAAAAGGAGUUAUAGCCAAAAGAGUGAAGACUGCUCCAGACGCUCUAUCGAGAAUCAGCGCCCGAACCGCACAGCCGGCUGGCCGAGGAACGAUGUUCCGCGCUCGGCCAAAACCAUAUCCGUCCGACUGAAGUCUCGGCCAAAGUCCAAUCCGGCCGAUCACGUCACGACCCGGGAAACAUCCCGCGGUCGGCCAAGCCACAACCUUCACGCCACGCCGCGCACGACCAUGCCGCGCGAGCCGGGAAGCAAAGCCUCGCGGCCGCGCAACCUACUCACGUACCACGGCCGAUGUCCGUCCGAGCCGGGAAGAACGUCCCACGUCCGGCCGAGAAACCAUCGGCCAAUUCCAUCCGUCCGACCACGCCGGCCGACCGUAAAUCAUCCGGCCACGACCGUUCCGACUCGGCCACGACCCGACUGUCCGGCCGACCGUCCCGACCGACCGUCCGAACGCCGCGGUCGACCCGAAGCCGUUUUUGAAGCCCAAUCCGCACAAUUCAAGCCCAAAGCCGGCGCCGACCUAGCUAGAUUAGGUCUAGCCGCUUUUUCAUACUUAGUGCAUUAUAAAUACUUCUUUUUAGCCUUGUAA
Molecule: messenger RNA, 837 nt
Organism: Microthlaspi erraticum
Lineage: Eukaryota; Viridiplantae; Streptophyta; Magnoliopsida; Brassicales; Brassicaceae
Source: the annotation of a GenBank genome assembly